This is a messenger RNA of Brugia malayi, 675 nucleotides long. RefSeq lists its product as uncharacterized. Lineage: Eukaryota; Metazoa; Nematoda; Chromadorea; Rhabditida; Onchocercidae. Bases 1 to 675 code for a protein of 224 amino acids. The transcript has 6 exons. The record is from RefSeq and is a predicted model, not a curated record.
AUGACUAAGUGGGCAGUGGAUAAUGGUGUUAAGGAUUAUUGGGUAUACCCAGACGAGUUCAUGAUUCACAAUAAUUGUCGAAAUUUUGAUUUAACACUAACGAAUAAUGAUAACAAUCGUCACUUGGCUACACACAUGAAGAUAAUCGAGCCCAAUGCGUCGGCCAUAGGCCCAUGGUGCUAUGCUUACGAUCCUGUUCAUUCGAAAUACUACGUGGCACGUUGCUUCCCUGAAUGUAUUGGAAGCAGCUAUCAGGGUACAACAAUUUCUCCUCAUCGCACUAGAAUGGUAACUGCGGAUACGAAACCAAACUACAAUACGAGGCUAAUAGAUGCGAUCGCCGUAAAGGCUUUUAGCAAAUAUGAGUGGGGGCCAUCAGCAUAUUAUGAUUCCAGACCGUCAAAUCUGUUACUAUCGGCCGAGUUUGAAAAAAAUCGUUACUCAAUUUUCUUUGCUAUGAUUGCGGUUGGAAUGAUUAUUAUGAUUUGCAGUAUUUCAUUUGUUAUUACCCGAAGUUAUAUUAAAACUAAAGAAAGAGAGCUGAAACAGGAAGAGAUUAAGGAGAAUAUAGCUGAAAAAGUACAAUCAGUAGCAAAGAAUUCAGCAACACAAGUUGCUCUUCCGGUUUCAAAUCCAGCCGAAAAAUUGAAGCGAAAACUGGGAAUGUCCGUAUGA